GAGCCAACACUCCGCCGUUCACUCCCCUCUACUCGUCGUCUUCCUCGGCGCGGGCGCUCUAGCUCUUCCCAGUCUCGGCCUCCGAGCUCCACCACACAAGCCGCUCGCCUGUCCCUGGCCUCCAGCUCCUCCGCCUCCCGGGCCCCCGCUCCGUGCCGCCGCAGAAACCUGCGGCCACACGUACCCAGCGCAGAUCUUUCUUCCACCCGCGCUUAAUUUCCCUCGUGCUCGCGCCGCUCGCCAUCGCCCUCGUCUACCACUGUUCUGCCUUGUUUGUUCGGCUGUUUCUCUUCAACCCCCAACGACUUCUGGCGCGUCGGAUCCCGUGAUGUCUGGGUACAUCGCUUCCUCGUCCGCGGCGUUCCUCUUGCUCGUGGCCUCCUCCUCCUGCUCCUCCUCGUCGCCGCGGCGCUGGCGGAGCAGCUCACCGCGCUCUUUCGCUGCCGCCGGUACGCGGCUGCAUUGGGAACGGCGAGGAUUCUCUCGGGACGGACCGGUGCCGUGCCGGAGCCCCUGCGCAGCAGCUGGUGGUGAGGAUGGCGCGGCGGCAGGGGAGAGCUCGAAGGAGGGGGUCGCUGGGCUGCGCGGCAAGCUCAAGGCUGCUGAAAAUGAGGAUCCGGUUUCACAAAAAUCAGUUGCAUCUGCACCCAGGCUAGACAGUAGCGUUGCAGAGCAAAAUGGGGCAGCUGCGACCAGAUCCAAAGCCGAUCCGUCAGCUCCUGUCUCGGCGGCAGCAUCAGGUUAUUGGAAAGACGUCGUUGUCGCUGAACAGGUUGGAACUAAGGUUGACACCGGUGGAGAUGCAGCAGAAGUGUCGAGAUCUCCCGUUGACAGUGAGAACAAGGGGUCUGCUCCUUUGGCUGGCCCGAAUGUGAUGAAUGUCAUCGUUGUGGCUUCUGAGUGUGCUCCUUUCUGUAAAACAGGCGGGCUUGGAGAUGUCGUGGGUGCUUUGCCCAAGGCUCUGGCCAGAAGAGGGCAUCGCGUUAUGGUUGUGAUACCAAAGUAUGGCGAUUACGCAGAAGCUCGUGAUCUUGGUGUUCGCAAACGUUACAAGGUAGCUGGCCAGGAUUCAGAAGUGAGUUACUUUCACUCUUAUAUCGAUGGAGUUGAUUUUGUAUUCUUAGAGGCCCCGCCCUUCCGCCACCGGCACAAUGAUAUUUAUGGAGGAGAAAGACCGGAUGUGCUGAAGCGCAUGAUUUUGUUCUGCAAGGCUGCUGUCGAGGUUCCUUGGUACGCUCCAUGUGGUGGUACUAUCUACGGAGAUGGCAAUUUGGUCUUCAUUGCAAACGAUUGGCAUACUGCACUUCUACCUGUUUAUCUAAAGGCAUAUUACCGAGACAAUGGCCUGAUGCAGUAUACUCGUUCUGUUCUCGUGAUCCAUAACAUUGCUCAUCAGGGACGUGGCCCUGUAGAUGACUUCAACAUCAUGGACUUGCCUGACCACUACAUGGGUCACUUCAAACUGCAUGACCCCCUUGGUGGCGAGCACAACAACGUGUUCGCUGCUGGCCUGAAGAUGGCAGACCGGGUGGUCACCGUCAGCCAUGGCUACAUGUGGGAGCUGAAGACGGUGGAAGGCGGCUGGGGCCUCCACGACAUAAUAAACCAGAACGACUGGAAACUGGACGGCAUCGUGAACGGCAUCGACACGGCCGAGUGGAACCCCGCGGUCGACGUGCACCUGCACUCCGACGACUACACCAACUACACUCGGGACACGCUGGACAUCGGCAAGCGGCAGUGCAAGGCGGCCCUGCAGCGCGAGCUGGGCCUGCAGGUCCGCGAUGACGUGCCGCUCAUCGGGUUCAUCGGGCGGCUGGACCACCAGAAGGGCGUGGACAUCAUCGCGGCGGCGAUGCCGUGGAUCACGCAGCAGGACGUGCAGCUGGUGAUGCUGGGCACGGGGCGGCCGGACCUGGAGGACAUGCUGCGGCGGUUCGAGGGGGAGCACCGGGACAAGGUGCGCGGGUGGGUGGGGUUCUCGGUGCGGAUGGCGCACCGGAUCACGGCGGGUGCGGACGUGCUCCUCAUGCCGUCGCUGUUCGAGCCUUGCGGGCUGAACCAGCUGUACGCGAUGGCGUACGGGACCGUGCCCGUGGUGCACGCCGUCGGCGGGCUCCGGGACACGGUGGCGCCCUUCGACCCGUUCGGCGGCACCGGGCUGGGGUGGACGUUCGACCGCGCGGACGCCGGCAGGAUGAUCGACGCGCUCGGGCACUGCCUCAACACGUACUGGAACUACAAGGAGAGCUGGAGGGGCCUCCAGGUCCGCGGCAUGUCGCAGGACCUCAGCUGGGACCACGCCGCCGAGCUCUACGAGAACGUCCUCGUCAAGGCCAAGUACCAGUGGUGAUGCGCUCGCUGAUGCUGACGCCUCUCCUGCAAUGCAUGCACGUACUUACGGGACCGCCGGAAUCGGGGCCGACGAUCACGAUCACUGGCGCCCCGGAGUAGCCAAGGGUCACGCGAUGCCACCGGCGGCAGCCGGACGACGGUGGAGGUAGAGGUAGUGAACCGUGCCCGUGGCGCCACCCAACUUUUGGGUUCACGGGUUGUAUACACCAGUUCAGUCGGGUUCGUGGCGUCUGUGGAUUACCGAGUCGUAGGCGAUCAAAUAGGAAGUUGCAGAGUCUGUAUACUGCCAAUUUUCUCGGCUCUUGGUGUGGAAAAACACAGUUCUGAGAAGGUUCAUCACUGGAUGCUGACCACGUUCUGUUUCAUGCUCCCUCGGUUUCAAAGUAAUUGAAGUUGUAGGAAUAUUCUAAGUCAAA
This is a messenger RNA of Triticum aestivum (bread wheat), 2771 nucleotides long. Its product is annotated as soluble starch synthase 2-2, chloroplastic/amyloplastic. Gene Ontology annotation, molecular function: alpha-1,4-glucan glucosyltransferase (UDP-glucose donor) activity. Bases 329 to 2353 code for a protein of 674 amino acids. The record is from RefSeq and is a predicted model, not a curated record. Lineage: Eukaryota; Viridiplantae; Streptophyta; Magnoliopsida; Poales; Poaceae. The transcript has 8 exons.